This is a messenger RNA of Linum trigynum, 2540 nucleotides long. The record is from the annotation of a GenBank genome assembly. NCBI's taxonomy places the organism in Eukaryota, Viridiplantae, Streptophyta, Magnoliopsida, Malpighiales, Linaceae.
GCUAGCAGCUUUGUUACUCUGAAUGAGAUAGGUAACAAGAGUAUGUACUGGUUGUUGCUUGGGAUUCAUUAAGGUGGUCGUUGAACAAUCCUAGGACCCAGUUUUGGUAUUUAGAUACGCUUAGUGCGUCAAUGGAAUUUAGGACUUGAUUUUUAACGGAACAGCAAAAAAGGGGUGUCAAUGCCAUCUUGUAGAAUCCAUUAUUUUCCAAUUCUUCAUCCAAACCCUCCCCUAAAUUUUUUUAUGAACAACAUUAUUCCGUUGUUUUCUCCUUCAAACAUAAACUUCUCAUCCAUCCUACUUUUCUUUCUUCCAGGCCAGAAUCUUUUGAUAAAAAAAGUCAUAUUGGAGACCAGAUGGAUCCCCAAGCUGGAGGAACCUUCCCCAUCAAGAAAUCACAAGAUGCCGCAGUAGGUGCCCUUGUCCAUAUGCUGAAGAAAGCUCCACCUUUACGCCAGGAACUCUCCACUAGCACGGCCGAUUCGACUCAUGUGUCCAGCAUUCGAGCAGAACACCCUCUUGAUUCCUCGCAUUCUGUUCUGGUUGCAUCGAAGACGACGGCUGAUGCAUUGGAAGAGCUGCAGGGUUUCAAACGGAUGAAGGACUGCCUGCUUAGUCAAGGAGGCGGGACUUGCAAUGUGGCAGCAGGUAUAUGGAAGUAGGGUCCUUUUCGUGGCGGCGUUUUCUGAACAAGUUUUCUGUGUCAGGAAGUUUGGGGCUCUGUACAGAACUACAAACUUUAUAUGUGAUUUCUUCAAGGAUUGGGAAUCUUGAUUUUGGCUUGAGGUAUUUGGCCUAAAAUGACUGUAUAUGUAAGCGCCCAUAUUCACCUUGUGUAUAAAGAGGCGUUUUAAGAUGAGUUCACAGGUGGUUUCGCUGGAAAGCCAUAGCUUUCUGCUGUAACAAAGCCUAUACAUAUCAUAACGAAGAAUAUGAACACAUAUUCGACGAGCUGCAAAUUUAUCCUAGACCGCGCCACCUUCCUUCUUCGACCAUUGAAGUGGUAAUCCAAUCAAAUAUUUUACUAGCUAGCACUACUGUACGUAAAAGGUUAAAUUAUAACUUGACGGUUAAAUUAUAACUUGACGAUUAAUUUUACGUUGCAAUCCACACGUAUUAUUGGACCGCCUACCAAAUUACAUUUCUGACUACGUCGGUGAUAUUACAUAGUUAGUCGUGCACUCCUCGAAAUACAGCGAAUCGAUUGGGGGAAACAACAUCCUCCCAUCUGCACAAAUCGAUGUCGUGUAGUCUCUCGAAAUCGGAUUGCAAAUAAAAAACACAAAUAUUCAGGAUCCAAUGAUCCUCUCAAAAAAAAAAAUGUUUGUUUUUGUCUUAUUAUUAAUUUCUUUGUUUUUUUUUUUGAAAGUGGAUUCAUUAAGUAUGCAAAUGGGACAAGCCCAAAGGAAAAAGUCACAGUACAAACAAGAGACAACUCAUAGAAAGAAACCAAGCACAAAUCGCUAAGCCCAAACAACAACAUGGAAACCCAAUCGGGCCCAGCCACAGGCUCGACCCAAACCCAGCUCCUAACCCUAGUUGUCGAUUGAAUGCCCCUCUGGCUCCUCACCGCCGCUGGUAGCAACAAAGCCUCCAUCCACAAACAGACCGGGGUCAUAGAACAAACUUGCAACGAGGAGGAAAGCCUGGCGUCCACCAACCCAGUUGGAGGCAGUAGAAGCAGGGACGUCUCUACCGACACUUCACUGGUCCUAACUCCGAUAGCUCUCCAUCGUCGGGCACCAAUGGGAUGAACUAACGAACGAAAGGGCGGAUGGUGUCGAAGCAGAGAGGGUGACCUUCAGUCUUCAAGAUCUUCACGCCGAGUCCAAGCACGAUGGCUACAUCUUCGAAUCAUCAAGAUCUGCAGGAUGAAACAUAGAGGUAGACGAAGGGAGAGAGGAAGAGAAGACAAGCCAGAAACAAAUCUAGCUUCCUUUGCAUCUUAGAAGAGGAACAUCUCCAGAUCUGAAAGAUGAGACUAGAGGGCAAAAUCUCAACCCAACAAAGGGGGAGGAAGGAUAACCACAAAGGGUAGAAAAAGCAUUAAUGAAUGGAAGGAAAAAGCAAAAUCAAAGAAGGAAAAGAGCAGGAAAAAAACAAAUACAAGAGAUGAAAAGAUAGGAGGCAAAGGAUAAGAAAUGGGGAAAUCAGAGGGGCAGAGGGCCACCGCCGGUCGCCGGAGGAGCGACGGCGGCAGCCCCCAUGGCUGCCUGGAAAUUCAAACUUCUAGAGAGAAGGCAGAGAAAAAACUUUUGAGAGAAAGUAAAACUUUAUGGACACGUAAUCUUUUUGGACUUAUUAAUUUAUUUGUUUUUUUUUUUGUGAAAAACGGGGUGCUAAAAGGGUACCCCGGUCUGGCACUAGAUUAAUCGAGAUUGGGCAAUGCCCAUAGAAUCAUACAGAAUCCAGUAGCUCAAACCUGGAUCCAGAGAGUUGAGCUCAUGAAAAAAUUGCUGCUUUGGAAGCCAACCAGACAUGGGGCAUUGUACCACUUCCUCCAAAUGGCAUGUGAUGGGUAACAAAUAUGUGUUUAAGAU